Messenger RNA from Anneissia japonica, 2892 nucleotides. RefSeq names its product DDB1- and CUL4-associated factor 12-like. Gene Ontology annotation, cellular component: Cul4-RING E3 ubiquitin ligase complex. Gene Ontology annotation, molecular function: protein binding. Lineage: Eukaryota; Metazoa; Echinodermata; Crinoidea; Comatulida; Comatulidae. The record is from RefSeq and is a predicted model, not a curated record.
CCCGGGUGACCGCAAACGACAACGACAUUCUACACAGCACCCGCCUCCGAUCGGAAGCGCGUACUAAUACGCACGCGCGGUUGAAAUAAAAGAUACAAAAAGUAAACAUUUUGCGUGUAAUUUCAACCUCACUCUAGACGAAACCGCACAUCACAACGACAAAAUAGACCUAAACUGAAAGGGAGCAGUUUAUCUGGGGUUUUGGUCAUUAAGCUUGAUGUCAUAACUGGGCAGAAAAUUCAGAUCCCAUCAUUAAAGGGACGAGGUCCCUUUGUCCGUCAGCAUAUCAAUUACAGUAUUGGAAAUGCAUUCUUUUUUCAUCAUCCGCAUUCAAGUUCCUGUGGCAUACACAGCAUUGACAUUAACCCCAGUGGGACAUUGUUAGCAACUGGGGGAGAUAAUCCUAAUGAAGUAGCUGUUUACAAGCUACCGAACUUUGAGCCUGUUUGUGUUGGCGAAAAUUGUCAUGAAGAUUGGAUUUUCGAUAUUACAUGGCUGGAUGAUGAGUUUCUUAUAACAGGUGGUCGUGAUGGUAAUUUAGGAUUAUUUCAGGUCACGAAUGAUAUACAGGAACGUGCUUAUCGUUCAGAUAGCCAAUGUUUCGUUUCACCCCAUGAGAAGAAGCAAUGCCAAGUCAGUCAAAAAGUACGAGCCAUCAAAUUUAACAGAAAGACUAAUGAUUUAGGAGUUUUAUCACCUGACGGCCUCUUCCAUAUAUGGAAUAUGCAUCGAUUUGAGGAAUCAUUCACAAAACGUCUUGAUCAGUGUAAAGAGAACGUCUGUAUGAGCCUAUCUGAAGAUAACUCACUAUAUGCUGUAGGCUCACAGUCUCAUGUCACGUUUCUAGAUCCUCGUGAUUUGAAAACAGUUUUUGUUAUAUCAUCGUCAGAAAGAGAUAGUGGUGUACGAUCGCUGACAUUCAACAAAGAAGUGCUGACGGUCGGAACCGGGAAUGGUACAAUACUGUUCUAUGAUAUUAGGAAUAAGGCAUAUCUACAGUGUGGCUGUUCAGGUAAACCAUCAACAUUGAAGUAUAGGACAGGAGAUGGUUGGCUGGCAAGGGAUGACAUGUAUGCUGAAUUCUUUUUUAACGAACACUUCCCAAAUUCUGUGUACACGCAUUGCUACAACAGCGCAAGGACAAAGUUGUUUGCAGCUGGAGGACCAUUACCAUCAGGGCUUAGUGGAAACUAUGCAGCGUUGUGGCAAUGACGAUGGCUCUAAUCCCCAACUCAAUGCUAAUUACAGCAGGCCUAGCAACUACAAUAAAAAAGAACUUCAUUUUGAAUAUGCGGUCUGGCCAGAAUGCAGCCUUGUGCUUAAUGCCUGGCACACACUGCGUUGUACGACCAUCUGGCGACGCGAGUGCCCAGCUUGAUUUUGAAUCAAGAAAAUGAAGCAGCUAAUUCUUUAUGCAAACUUGUGCAAUCGUUCUAAUGUAACAUUAUUUAUGAAUUAAAAUUGAAGGCAUAUAAGACAAAACUUAAGCAAUUGAUAAAGAAAUGAAUGGUAAUGCUAAGGUUUCUGUAGCACUACAUAUAUCCAGAAAUAAAUGAUCUUUUAUCUGAUAAAUUCCCAUGGAAAACAGGUCUAAUAGAUUAUUACCAACUCAAAAUCAUUAAGACAUUUUGUCAGAUAAUUUUUAAUUAUGGAUUGUUUGAGCUUUGGUUUGGGUAGAUAUUUAAUUAUGAUCCAUCUGCGAAGUGUUAGCAAGAAACAUUUUUUUUCUGUUGGUGUAGUGGCAAUAAUAGCCAUUCAAAACCUGCAUAAAGAGGAGUAAAAACAAAUAUUAAACAUAAUUUCCAUUGGCAUCUGAUCUGGAAAACAGCAACAUCAAAUUAUUUGACAUUUAUUGAGUAAUUUUAAAUUGUUGUGAGAAAAAUGGCCUUAAAGGAGGCUAAAUAAUCUCUAUCAAUUACUGUAUUGUAAAAAAAGUAUUUUAAAGUUGAUAUAAAUUAAAUUUAGGGAAUAAGGUAACAUAUUUUAUUAUGAUAUUAGAAGAAUAGAUAUUAAUUUCUUUUUUAGGUUGUAAAUUGUUUUUUUCUCUUAUAUAGUUUCCUAAACCUACAUUUGCAUUAAAUAAUUGAAUUCUCAUUAUUUUUUUGGUAACUCUUGUAUGUUGUUAAUAGUUCCUGAUGUUGCAUGUGUAAAGUUUCCAGUUUAACAUAAGAUGUACAGUUGAACAUAGGUUUCUAUGAAUAUGCAAAUUUUCUAGUUUUCUAUAAGCAACCAUUGAUUUAACACAUUUUAUGCUAUUUUUAGAAAAAAAAUUUAUAACUCUCAACAUGUUUUCAUUAAUUAAUGUGAGGUACAAAUAUAUACAAUUUAGACCUAUAAUCAGUAAAACAUCAAUUAUUAACUGUGUCAUGUAUGAAACUAUCACGGGUGGUUAUGGUCAAACAUAUUUGAAUGGCUAUCAAACUGACUGACAUGCAUGGCACAUUCCAGGGAGCAGUCGUGGGCACCUGAAAGUCCUACCUUUUUAUGGAUGUUAUAUUGCUGUCAUAUGUAUAUAUAUAUCUAUAGCAUUGUUAAACAGUAAACCACAUUUUGAUAUACAGGUAGAGGUUCACUUGACAUGACAUAUUCAUACUCAAAUUCAGUGUUAACUUCUUAUAAAGUAUCUGUGGCUGCUGUUUGUAAUACAGUAUUGUGAAACCUUUUUAGAAUAUUACAUGCAUGGAAAACCUUAAAGUAAUACACAAUGGCUGUGACAAGUCCAAGAGGAAAAUCUAUGUCUUUCUUCCAAUUAGGAUUGUGCGUGUGUAUUGGGUCCUGUUAAAAUCACAAAUAUGUGGGGUAAACAACUGAAUUUUGAUUAAGUAAUACGUCAAAUUCAGUUUUCCUUAUAUUUCUAGUCUAUAAUUUUAUACAGCGCUGUUGACAACAGAA